AUGCCAGGAUUUGCUCCGCUAACAAGUCGUGGCAGUCAACAGUAUCGCUCAUUAACUGUGCCUGAACUGACACAACAAAUGUUCGAUGCAAAGAAUAUGAUGGCUGCGUGUGAUCCUCGUCAUGGUCGUUACUUGACAGUGGCGGCGAUCUUCCGUGGUCAUAUGUCUAUGAAGGAGGUGGAUGAACAGAUGUUGAAUGUGCAGAAUAAGAAUUCGAGUUAUUUUGUCGAGUGGAUCCCGAAUAAUAUGAAGACGGCAGUAUGUGACAUUCCUCCUCGUGGUUUGAAGAUGUCGGUGACUUUUAUUGGUAAUAGUACGGCUAUUCAAGAGUUGUUUAAGCGUGUUUCUGAACAGUUUACUGCAAUGUUCCGUCGUAAAGCGUUUUUACAUUAG
Molecule: messenger RNA, 393 nt
Organism: Schistosoma margrebowiei
Lineage: Eukaryota; Metazoa; Platyhelminthes; Trematoda; Strigeidida; Schistosomatidae
Source: the annotation of a GenBank genome assembly